GAGGCGGCGGCGGCGGCUAGCGAGGAGCCAGCGCUGGGUCCUGCAGUAGGACUCCCAGGAGCCACCAUCAUGGUGAAGAGGAAGAGCUCCGAGGGCCAGGAGCAGGACAGCGGCCGCGGCAUCCCCCUGCCCAUCCAGACCUUCCUGUGGCGGCAAACCAGUGCAUUUUUGAGGCCUAAACUGGGAAAGCAGUAUGAAGCCUCAUGUGUGUCCUUUGAACGCGUGUUGGUGGAGAACAAGCUGCAUGGCCUUUCUCCAGCGCUCUCUGAAGCCAUCCAGAGCAUUUCCAGAUGGGAGCUGGUGCAAGCUGCUUUGCCUCACGUCCUCCACUGCACUGCAACACUGCUUUCAAACAGGAACAAGUUAGGCCACCAGGAUAAACUGGGUGUUGCUGAGACAAAGCUCCUUCACACCCUGCAUUGGAUGCUUCUAGAGGCUCCCCAGGACUGCAACAGCGAGCGGUUUGGGGGCACAGACCGUGGCUCCAGCUGGGGUGGCAGCAGCAGUGCUUUCAUCCACCAGGUAGAAAACCAGGGUUCCCCAGUGCAGCCUUGCCAGAGCAGCUCCAACGAUGAAGACGAGAACAACCGAAGGAAGAUCUUCCAGAACUCCAUGGCCACCGUGGAGCUCUUUGUGUUUCUGUUUGCUCCUCUGGUACACAGGAUCAAGGAAUCUGACCUUACGUUCCGACUGGCCAGCGGGCUUGUUAUAUGGCAGCCCAUGUGGGAGCACAGACAGCCCGAGGUCUCUGGCUUCACAGCACUGGUGAAGCCCAUCAGGAACAUCAUUACAGCUAAGAGAAGCUCUCCUAUCAACAGCCAAAGUCAAACCUGUGAAUCACCAAAUCAAGAUGCAAGACAUCGAGAGGGACUCCAGGUGGUCUGUGAAACUUUCCAGUCAGAUCCCAUGUCACCCAAGGCCACGAUUUCAGGCUGCCACCGAGGAAACUCCUUCGAUGGAAGUCUGUCCUCCCAGACUUCCCAGGAAAGAGGCCGAUCGCAUUCCAGAGCCUCUCUUGUGAUACCUCCAUGCCAAAGGUCCCGCUAUGCCACCUACUUUGACGUUGCUGUUCUUCGCUGCCUACUCCAACCCCAUUGGUCUGAAGAAGGCACUCAGUGGUCUCUGAUGUACUAUCUACAAAGGCUGCGGCACAUGUUGGAAGAGAAGCCUGAAAAGCCUCCAGAGCCAGAUAUUCCUCUCCUGCCCAGACCCAGGAGCAGCUCGAUGGUGGCAGCAGCUCCCUCACUAGUGAACACCCACAAGACCCAAGAUCUCACCAUGAAGUGUAAUGAAGAGGAAAAAUCUCUUAGCCCUGAGGCCUUUUCUAAGGUUUCGUUGACCAAUUUACGUAGGUCUGCAGUCCCAGAUCUUUCUUCAGACCUUGGCAUGAACAUUUUUAAGAAGUUCAAGAGCCGCAAAGAAGACCGAGAGAGGAAAGGCUCCAUCCCAUUCCACCACACAGGGAAGAGGAGGCCUCGAAGAAUGGGAGUGCCAUUCCUACUUCACGAGGACCACCUGGAUGUGUCCCCCACCAGAAGCACAUUCUCCUUCGGAAGUUUCUCUGGGCUUGGAGAAGACAGGCGAGGCAUUGAAAAAGGAGGCUGGCAAACCACCAUUUUAGGGAAAUUUACCCGGCGGGGCAGUUCAGAUGCAGCCACAGAGAUGGAGAGCUUGAGUGCCAGGCACUCACACUCCCACCACACCCUGGUGAGUGACCUGCCAGAUCACUCCAACAGCCACGGAGAAAACACUGUCAAGGAAGUGCGAUCCCAGAUCUCCACAAUCACGGUUGCAACCUUCAACACUACCCUGGCAUCGUUCAACGUAGGCUACGCAGACUUUUUCAGUGAGCAUAUGAGGAAGCUCUGCAACCAGGUGCCUAUCCCGGAGAUGCCACAUGAACCCCUGGCAUGUGCGAACCUGCCCCGAAGCCUCACAGACUCCUGCAUAAACUACAGCUACUUAGAGGACACGGAACAUAUUGAUGGGACCAAUAACUUUGUCCACAAGAAUGGCAUGCUAGAUCUUUCGGUGGUUCUGAAGGCUGUUUAUCUUGUCCUGAAUCAUGACAUCAGUUCUCGCAUCUGUGAUGUGGCACUAAACAUUGUUGAAUGCUUGCUUCAACUUGGUGUGGUGCCUUGUGUAGAAAAGAACAGAAAGAAGAGUGAAAACAAGGAAAAUGAGACUAUGGAAAAAAGAGCCAGUGAGGGGACCUUCCAGUUCAAAGGAAGUUCACCCUGUGGAUUCGGGGGCCCUUCGGUUAGUGGAGCUGGAGAUGGUGGAGGAGAAGAAGGAGGAGGUGGAGAUGGAGGAGGUGGAGGAGGUGAUGGAGGAGGAGGUGGAGGAGGUGGAGGUGGACCUUAUGAGAAGAAUGAUAAGAACCAAGAGAAGGAUGAAAGUACACCUGUAAGCAACCAUAGGCUUGCUCUUACCAUGCUCAUCAAAAUAGUGAAGUCUUUGGGAUGUGCCUAUGGUUGUGGAGAAGGACAUCGAGGGCUCUCUGGAGAUCGUCUGAGACACCAGGUAUUCCGAGAGAAUGCCCAGAACUGCCUCACUAAGCUAUACAAGCUAGAUAAGAUGCAGUUCCGACAAACCAUGAGGGACUAUGUGAACAAGGACUCUCUCAAUAAUGUAGUGGACUUCUUGCAUGCUUUGCUAGGAUUUUGUAUGGAGCCGGUCACUGACAACAAGGCUGGGUUUGGAAAUAACUUCACCACGGUGGACAACAAAUCCACAGCCCAAAACGUGGAAGGCAUCAUCGUCAGCGCCAUGUUUAAAUCCCUUAUCACACGCUGCGCUUCAACCACGCAUGAAUUGCACAGCCCUGAGAAUCUGGGGCUGUAUUGUGACAUCCGUCAGCUGGUCCAAUUUAUCAAAGAGGCUCAUGGGAAUGUCUUCAGGAGAGUGGCCCUCAGUGCUUUGCUGGACAGUGCUGAGAAGUUGGCACCAGGGAAAAAGGUGGAGGAGAAUGAAUCAGAAUCUAAGACUGCAGGCAGUAAAAGGUCAGAGGUGGGAAGCAUUGUGGAUAAAGGCCAGGUGUCCUCUGCACCUGAGGAAUGUCGCAGCUUCAUGUCUGGUCGCCCCUCACAGACUCCAGAGCAUGAUGAACAAAUGCAAGGGGGCAACCUGGGGCGGAAGGAUUUCUGGCGCAAGAUGUUCAAAUCCCAGAGUGCAGCAAGUGACACCAGCAGCCAGUCUGAGCAGGAUACUUCAGAAUGCACCACUGCCCAUUCAGGAACCACCUCUGACCGUCGCACCCGCUCACGGUCCCGCAGAAUUUCCCUCCGGAAGAAACUUAAACUCCCCAUAGGAAACUGGCUGAAGCGGUCCUCCCUCUCGGGCUUAGCAGAUGGCGUGGAGGACCUUCUGGACAUCAGCUCUGUGGACCGCCUGUCUUUCAUCAGGCAAAGCUCCAAGGUCAAAUUUACCAGUGCAGUGAAGCUUUCUGAAGGUGGGCCAGGGAGUGGAAUGGAAAAUGGAAGAGAUGAAGAGGAGAAUUUCUUCAAGCGUCUUGGUUGCCACAGUUUUGAUGACCAUCUCUCAUCCAACCAAGAUGGUGGAAAAAGCAAAAAUGUGGUGAAUCUUGGAGCAAUCCGACAAGGCAUGAAGCGCUUUCAGUUUCUGUUAAACUGCUGUGAGCCAGGGACAAUUCCUGAUGCAUCCAUCCUGGCAGCUGCAUUGGAUCUUGAAGCUCCUGUGGUAGCCAGAGCAGCUCUGUUCCUGGAAUGUGCCCGGUUUGUUCACCGCUGUAACCGUGGCAACUGGCCAGAGUGGAUGAAAGGGCAUCACGUGAAUAUCACCAAGAAAGGCCUUUCAAGGGGCCGCUCCCCCAUCGUGGGCAACAAACGGAACCAGAAGCUGCAGUGGAAUGCUGCCAAGCUCUUCUACCAAUGGGGAGACGCGAUUGGAGUCCGAUUGAAUGAGCUGUGCCACGGGGAAAGUGAGAGCCCCGCCAACCUGCUGGGUCUCAUUUAUGAUGAGGAGACCAAGAGAAGACUGAGAAAGGAGGAUGAGGAAGAAGACUUUUUAGAUGACAGUACUGUGAACCCCUCUAAAUGUGGCUGCCCCUUUGCCUUGAAGAUGGCAGCAUGCCAACUUCUCCUGGAGAUCACUACCUUCCUGCGAGAAACCUUCUCUUGCCUGCCCAGACCACGCACUGAGCCUCUGGUGGACCUGGAGAGCUGCAGACUUCGUUUGGAUCCUGAGUUGGACCGGCACAGAUAUGAGAGGAAGAUCAGCUUUGCUGGGGUCCUGGAUGAAAAUGAAGACUCCAAAGAUUCCCUCCACAGUAGUAGCCACACCCUCAAAUCAGAUGCAGGGGCCGAGGAGAAGAAAGUUCCCAGCAGGAAGAUCAGGAUAGGAGGUUCCCGCCUGCUCCAGAUUAAAGGAACCCGCAGUUUCCAGGUGAAGAAGGGGGGUUCCUUGUCCAGCAUUCGCCAGGUCGGCAGCUUAAAGAGCAGCAAGUUACCACGGCAGGACUCAGAGUCCGAGGCUGAAGAGCUGCAGCUGUCCCAGAGCAGGGACACUGUCACUGACCUAGAAGGGAGUCCUUGGAGUGCAAGUGAGCCCAGCAUCGAGCCAGAGGGAAUGAGUACUGCUGGCACAGAGGAAAAUUACCACAGGAGCAUGUCAUGGCUGCAUGUCAUGAUCUUGCUGUGCAAUCAGCAGAGCUUCAUCUGCACCCACGUCGACUACUGCCACCCUCACUGUUACCUGCACCACAGCCGCUCCUGCGCCCGGCUGGUCAGAGCCAUCAAGCUGCUCUACGGAGACACCGUGGACUCCCUCCGGGAGAGCAACAGCAGUAGCUGUGCGGCUCUCCGGGGCAAGAAACAGAAGGAGUGCUCAGAGAAGUCAUGCCUACGGACGCCUUCUCUGAAGAAGAGAGUUUCAGAGGCCAACCUGGAAGGGAAAAAGGACUCAGGAAUGCUGAAAUACAUCAGACUGCAGGUGAUGAGCCUGUCGCCUGCUCCUUUAUCACUGUUAAUCAAGGCAGCACCAAUUCUGACGGAAGAGAUGUACGGAGACAUCCAGCCGGCUGCCUGGGAGCUUCUGCUCAGCAUGGAUGAGCACAUGGCAGGGGCGGCAGCUGCCAUGUUCCUGCUGUGUGCGGUGAAAGUCCCUGAGGCUGUGUCCGACAUGUUGAUGUCCGAGUUCCACCACCCAGAGACAGUACAGAGGCUGAACGCCGUUCUCAAGUUCCACACACUCUGGAGGUUUCGCUACCAGGUCUGGCCCCGGAUGGAGGAAGGAGCACAGCAGAUUUUUAAGAUCCCGCCUCCCAGUAUAAACUUCACCCUGCCCUCACCAGUGCUUGGAAUGCCAUCUGUCCCAAUGUUUGACCCCCCUUGGGUCCCUCAGUGCAGCGGGAGUGUCCAGGACCCCAUUAAUGAAGACCAGUCUAAAUCCUUUUCAGCCCGAGCUGUGUCCCGCUCCCAUCAGAGAGCAGAGCACAUCCUAAAGAACUUGCAACAGGAGGAAGAGAAGAAACGUCUUGGUAGAGAAGCCAGCCUCAUCACCGCCAUCCCCAUCACCCAGGAGGCUUGCUACGAGCCCACCUGCACGCCCAGCUCAGAGCCAGAAGAAGAAGUAGAAGAAGUCACCAAUCUGGCAUCCCGUCGACUGUCUGUGAGUCCGUCCUGUACCUCCAGCACUUCCCACAGGAAUUACUCCUUCCGCCGAGGGUCAGUCUGGUCUGUGCGUUCAGCUGUUAGUGCUGAAGAUGAGGAACACACCACCGAACACACACCGAACCACCAUGUGCCUCAGCCUCCACAAGCAGUGUUCCCAGCAUGCAUCUGUGCAGCAGUGCUCCCCAUCGUUCAUCUAAUGGAAGAUGGUGAGGUGCGGGAAGAUGGAGUAGCAGUGAGUGCUGUGGCCCAGCAAGUCUUAUGGAAUUGUCUGAUUGAAGAUCCAUCAACAGUUCUUCGACAUUUUCUGGAAAAACUGACCAUCAGCAAUAGACAAGAUGAGUUAAUGUACAUGCUGCGCAAACUUCUCUUAAAUAUUGGAGACUUUCCUGCUCAGACGUCUCACAUCCUGUUCAACUACUUGGUGGGAUUAAUCAUGUACUUCGUGCGGACCCCCUGUGAGUGGGGGAUGGACGCCAUUUCAGCCACCCUGACUUUCCUGUGGGAGGUGGUGGGUUAUGUAGAGGGACUGUUCUUCAAGGAUCUCAAGCAGACCAUGAAGAAGGAGCAGUGUGAGGUAAAGCUGUUGGUGACCGCUUCCAUGCCAGGUACCAAAACCUUGGUGGUUCAUGGGCAGAAUGAGUGUGAUAUCCCAACCCAGUUACCAGUCCAUGAAGACACUCAGUUCGAAGCCCUGCUCAAGGAGUGUCUGGAGUUUUUUAAUAUCCCAGAAUCUCAGUCAACCCAUUAUUUUCUCAUGGACAAACGAUGGAAUCUUAUCCACUACAAUAAGACGUAUGUUCGGGAUAUUUAUCCUUUCCGGAGAUCAGUAUCUCCACAGCUGAACCUGGUACAUAUGCAUCCAGAGAAAGGACAGGAGCUCAUUCAGAAACAGGUGUUCACUCGGAAGCUGGAGGAAGUCGGGCGGGUUUUGUUUCUCAUCUCCCUGACGCAGAAGAUCCCCACAGCCCACAAACAGUCCCAUGUCUCCAUGCUCCAGGAAGACCUCCUCCGACUACCCUCAUUCCCCCGAAGUGCUAUUGACGCUGAAUUUUCACUCUUCAGUGAUCCACAAGCCGGCAAGGAGCUGUUUGGCCUCGACACUCUUCACAAAAGCUUGUGGAUCCAGCUCCUGGAGGAGAUGUUCCUGGGCAUGCCGAGCGAGUUUCCCUGGGGAGAUGAAAUCAUGCUCUUCCUCAACGUCUUUAACGGGGCUCUGAUCCUCCACCCGGAAGACAGCGCCCUCCUCAGGCAGUACGCCGCCACCGUCAUCAACAGCGCUGUGCACUUCAACCACCUUUUCUCUCUCAGCGGCUACCAGUGGAUUCUGCCCACCAUGCUGCAGGUGUACUCCGAUUAUGAAAGCAAUCCCCAGUUGCGUCAAGCCAUCGAAUUUGCCUGCCAACAGUUCUACAUUCUACACCGGAAGCCAUUUGUGCUCCAGCUGUUUGCUAGUGUGGCCCCUCUCCUGGAGUUUCCUGAAGCUGCCAAUAACGGGCCCAGCAAAGGUGUGUCAGCUCAGUGCUUGUUUGACCUGCUGCAGUCCCUGGAGGGGGAGACCACUGACAUAUUAGACAUCUUAGAGCUGGUCAAAGCUGAGAAGCCUCUUAAGUCAUUAGAUUUCUGCUAUGGAAACGAAGACCUGACAUUCUCUAUAAGUGAGGCCAUUAAGCUCUGCGUCACUGUAGUAGCCUAUGCUCCCGAAUCAUUCAGAAGUCUUCAGAUGCUGAUGGUCUUGGAAGCUCUAGUCCCCUGUUACCUACAAAAGCUAAAGAGGCAGACGUCCCAAGUGGAGACCGUGCCUGCGGCCCGGGAGGAGAUCGCUGCCACAGCUGCUCUUGCAACAUCCCUGCAGGCCCUUCUGUACAGCGUAGAGGUCCUCACCAGGCCCAUGACAGCCCCGCAGAUGAGCAGGUGUGACCAAGGUCACAAGGGAACCACCACAGCCAAUCACACCAUGUCGUCCGGGGUGAACACCAGGUACCAGGAACAAGGCGCCAAACUACACUUUAUCAGGGAAAAUCUUCACUUACUGGAGGAAGGGCAAGGCCUUCCCAGAGAGGAACUGGAUGAACGAAUUGCUCGGGAGGAGUUCAGAAGACCUCGGGAGUCCCUGCUGAAUAUUUGUACCGAAUUUUACAAGCACUGUGGGCCAAGGCUGAAGAUCUUGCAAAACCUGGCUGGGGAGCCGCGGGUUACCGCCCUGGAGUUGCUGGAUGUGAAGUCACACAUGAGGUUGGCAGAAAUUGCACACUCCCUUCUGAAGUUGGCACCAUACGACACCCAGACGAUGGAGAGCCGUGGGCUUCGGCGCUACAUCAUGGAGAUGUUACCCAUUACCGACUGGACAGCCGAGGCAGUGAGGCCAGCCCUUAUCCUCAUUUUAAAGAGACUGGAUAGAAUGUUCAACAAAAUUCAUAAGAUGCCUACUUUGAGGCGACAGGUUGAGUGGGAGCCUGCCAGCAAUUUGAUUGAAGGGGUUUGUUUGACACUUCAGAGGCAGCCAAUCAUAUCCUUCCUGCCUCACCUUAGGUCACUGAUCAAUGUCUGUGUCAAUCUGGUGAUGGGAGUGGUAGGACCUUCCAGUGUUGCUGAUGGAUUACCCCUUCUUCAUCUCAGCCCUUAUCUCUCACCACCUCUGCCCUUCAGCACAGCUGUUGUCCGGCUUGUAGCAUUGCAGAUACAGGCUUUAAAAGAAGAUUUUCCCUUAAGCCAUGUGAUCUCCCCAUUCACCAAUCAAGAGCGAAGGGAGGGGAUGCUUUUAAAUCUACUCAUCCCAUUUGUGCUCACAGUAGGAUCUGGAAGCAAAGACAGCCCAUGGCUCGAACAGCCCGAGGUGCAGUUGCUCCUGCAGACAGUCAUGAACGUGCUCCUGCCACCGCGGAUCAUCAGCACGUCCAGGAGCAAGAACUUCAUGUUGGAGAGCUCCCCCGCCCACUGCUCCACCCCGGGGGAUGCGGGCAAAGACUUGCGCAGGGAGGGCCUGGCCGAGUCCACCAGCCAAGCCGCAUACUUGGCGCUGAAGGUGAUCCUCGUCUGCUUUGAGAGGCAGCUGGGAGGCCAGUGGUACUGGCUGAGCCUCCAGGUGAAGGAGAUGGCGCUGCGCAAGGUGGGAGGCCUGGCCCUGUGGGACUUCCUCGACUUCAUCGUGCGGACCCGAAUCCCCAUCUUCGUGCUCUUGCGCCCGUUCCUCCAGUGCAAGCUUCUGGCCCAGCCAGCAGAAAAUCAUGAAGAGCUCUCUGCCCGGCAACACAUCGCCGACCAGCUGGAGCGGCGCUUUAUCCCACGCCCUCUGUGCAAGAGUUCCCUCAUGGCCGAGUUCAACAGUGAACUAAAAAUUCUAAAAGAGGCAGUUCAUAGUGGCUCAGCCUACCAAGGGAAGACAUCUAUCAGCACUGUGGGCACCUCUACCUCCGCUUACCGCCUGAGCCUGGCCACCAUGUCCCGCUCCAACACGGGCACUGGCACUGUCUGGGAGCAGGACAGUGAGCCCUCCCAGCAGGCUUCGCAGGACACCCUGAGUAGGACUGAUGAGGAAGAUGAGGAAAAUGACUCUGUAAGCAUGCCCAGUGUGGUAAGUGAACAAGAAGCUUACCUCCUGAGCACCAUUGGAAGGAGGCGGUUCUCCAGCCACGUCUCUAGCAUGUCUGCACCUCAGGCUGAGGUGGGCAUGUUACCCAGCCAAAGUGAACCUAAUGUCCUCGAUGACUCCCAGGUCCUGGCCGCCGAGGGCAGCCUCUCUAGGGUGCCAAGUGUCCAGAGUGAACCUGGCCAACAGAACCUCCUCAUUCAGCAGCCGCUGGGGAGGAAGAGGGGCCUGAGGCAGCUAAGACGUCCUCUACUGUCACGUCAGAAGACGCAGACUGAACCCAAAAACCGCCACGGGGCUCGGCUGUCAACCACUCGCAGGAGUAUUCAACCUAAAACGAAGCCAUCUGCGGAUCAGAAACGUUCUGUGACCUUCAUCGAGGCUCAGCCGGAGCCAGCCGCUGCCCCACCAGAAACACUUCCCACCACAGGCCAGACACAAGGCUGCAGUCCAGCCCCAUCUAAGAAGCCGGAAGGAAUGGGCAAACCAGUCCUCACAUCUUCCCCUGCCAUUGUAGUUGCUGAUCUUCACAGCCUGUCUCCAAGGCAGAGUGAGCCCCUCCCCGCUGAAGAAGGAGAAAAGAGAGAGGACGCAGAAGUGCAAGGUGCUCCAGCACACGGCCCCCUCUCUACGCAGCUCUCAGACCCUGAUGAAUUCACAGGCCUUGAGACAUCCAUCCUCCUACAGCACGGAGACACCAUCCUUCACAUCAGUGAGGAACAUGGCAUGGAGAACCCCCUGCUGUCCAGCCAGUUCACUCUGAUGCCCACUGAGCUGGGGGAGACUGACGGAGACCUAGAUGAGUCUCAUGUUUAAUUCCGUAUCUUGUUAAAAGUGGCAGGUGUAGACAAGAUGUGGGAGGGAUCGCUUUCCUAAAAGGUGAAUACUUUUGCUUGGAAAAGAUGAAAACACAGCACUUUACAUCCAACGGGUGACACAAAUCUCAGUAGAUUUUGCUGCUAAUGCGCACGUUGUUUCAUAAACAUCUUUACAAAAAGUCAAUGGCUAAGAUAAUUUGGUUGUGUGAAGACCAUAAAAACCAGGGAAGAAUAAGAGGAAAGAGCCAUUUCACUGCACAUUAUUUAUGAUUCAAGAAGCCUCGAGCAGUUAAAAAUAUAUACUAUUAUGGAGCUGCUUACCUAGGAAUAUUAACAAAUAAUAUGUUCUAAAAAGAGAAUGCAAUUUUUGAGAUUACUCACGUUAUACAUCUCAUGCAAAUGUUUAUUUUUAUAGUUUCAAAAAUAUUAAAUCAGGUGGCUGUAUGAGUAGCAAUUUACAUAAAAAUAAUCAAUAAGGAAAAUAUUAGUUUGAGAAGACUAAUAAAUAAGGCUGCAGCCAUUUUUGCUUUGAUCAACAAUACAGCCAUUUACAAGAAGAAGAAAAAAAGUACUAUUUUUAAAGCUCUGGAUUUUUCAAUAUUUAUUUUUCAACCGUCAUUUACCUUGCAUGUUGUAAAUCAAAAUGCUAAAGCCCUAAGAUCAUUCCAUUUCACAACCACAUUAGAGGGAAAAUAUUCAAAAAAUUAUCAGACAUAAUUUUGAAUUAAGAACCUAAACAGCCUAUACUAUGAUAUAAACUAAAUGUAAAUAUAAUAGCUAGAAAGAGAUCGUAUUCCUACUUCUAGCCAUGACCACAUCAAUGCCAAGAUUAAGAGAUAUUGGAAGAUGUGAUUACAGUAUCCUGUGCCUGCCCUUGAGGGCAU
Mirounga angustirostris (Northern elephant seal) is the source of this 10921-nucleotide messenger RNA. It is a transcript of the gene UNC80, whose product is annotated as unc-80 homolog, NALCN channel complex subunit. Gene Ontology annotation, molecular function: monoatomic cation channel activity. Gene Ontology annotation, biological process: monoatomic cation homeostasis. The transcript has 65 exons. The record is from RefSeq and is a predicted model, not a curated record. Gene Ontology annotation, cellular component: axon; cation channel complex. The coding region runs from base 70 to 10035 and encodes 3321 amino acids. Lineage: Eukaryota; Metazoa; Chordata; Mammalia; Carnivora; Phocidae.